UCGACGCCACAAGCCAACAAACCGCAACCUAAGCAGGCAGUAGGAGGAGGAGGAGUAAAAUCCCCACAAAAAUAUGAGCGCUAGCUAGAAUACUCCUACGCUAGCAGCCGAGGAGGGAGAGAAGUGGGAGUAGUAUACUCCUAGCCUGCUUCAGGGACGCGAGCUGCUCAGCGUGUGAGAGGGAGAGGGGGAGAGAGGGAUGGCGCGCGUGGAGAAGGUCGCCGGCGGCGAAGGGCAGGUGGAGGUGGUGGUCGGGGUGGACGGCAAGGGGGCGAUAGAGUGCCGGAUAUGCCAGGAGGAGGGGGAGGAGGCCGCCAUGGACUCCCCCUGCGCCUGCACUGGCACGCUCAAGUUCGCGCACAGGAAGUGCAUACAGAGGUGGUGCGACAAGAAGGGGAACAUCACAUGUGAAAUCUGCAACCAGGUUUACUCUCCGAACUAUGUUCUCCCUCCAACCAAGUGCUGUUCAGAUGAAAUGGGCAUGGAUCUUAGGCAAAGCUGGGUUGGACGGAUUGAUCCCCAUGAUUCCCAUUUCCUGGCGAUCGCCAUCGCGGAGCAGCAGCUGCUGAACGCUGAAUUCGAUGACUGCAUGACCUCAAAUUCGAGUGGCGCCACAUGCUGCCGGUCUAUUGCUCUAAUUUUGAUGUUCCUUCUGCUCGUGCGCCAUGUAACCGUGAUCGUGCGAGAUGCUAGCAUGCUACAAGAUGCGACGGUUCUGUUCAGCGCAAUUCUUCAGUUCGUGGGAUUCUUUCUUCCGUGUUAUGUCAUAGCGCGCUUCUGCUAUGCUUUUCAACACCGGAGGCGAAGACAGGUUUAGGGGCAUGCCUGAACCCGGAACCGGACUUUGUCGCGCAAACCGGACCCCUACUUGAGAAGAGAAAGGCGGCGAAGCUUGCGAAGAAGCGAAGCUUCUUCUUCUCCCCCUUGGCCCCGGCGAAUCAUGGUUUCAUGAAAAAUGUAGGCGAAAAGUAGAUGGAUUGUGGUGGACGGAGUAGCUGCAACGGCACCCGUCAAGCUCAACUGUACAUAUGAGAGUCAGUUUACAGCUACAGAUGCAAGUUGAAGUCGA
Triticum aestivum (bread wheat) is the source of this 1069-nucleotide messenger RNA. RefSeq lists its product as uncharacterized. The transcript is spliced from 8 exons. The record is from RefSeq and is a predicted model, not a curated record. Gene Ontology annotation, molecular function: zinc ion binding; ubiquitin-protein transferase activity. NCBI's taxonomy places the organism in Eukaryota, Viridiplantae, Streptophyta, Magnoliopsida, Poales, Poaceae. Gene Ontology annotation, cellular component: membrane. The coding region runs from base 200 to 817 and encodes 205 amino acids. Gene Ontology annotation, biological process: protein ubiquitination.